Molecule: messenger RNA, 1272 nt
Organism: Orbilia oligospora ATCC 24927
Lineage: Eukaryota; Fungi; Ascomycota; Orbiliomycetes; Orbiliales; Orbiliaceae
Exons: 3
Coding region: 1-1272 (423 amino acids)
Biological process (GO): rRNA processing; ribosomal large subunit assembly
Cellular component (GO): nucleus
Molecular function (GO): nucleic acid binding; exonuclease activity
Source: RefSeq, a predicted model, not a curated record
AUGCCCGGCGUUGCGGUUUGCCCAAGCACGCGGUGGAGCGAAUUUCCUUUCUCGCAAGAGCACGAACGUUCGUUGAAGAGGUUUUUGCUCCCUCGUGAAAAGUAUAGGCGGUACGGCUAUCGGACCGGAAAGUUUAGCGAGGAGGAGCUUUUGCACAAGCAUGAAGCGUACUGUAAAAGAUGCGAUGCAUUUGCUCUAAAGCCUGAUGGCUCAUUAGCUUACAAGCAGCAACUGCAAUGUCGGAUACAUCCUGGGAAAAAACAACAACAGGAUCAGAUCUGGAGCUGCUGCCGCACGACGACUAUCGAAUAUCCUGGUCAGCCCAGCGGCUGCCGCGUAUUUUCCAGGCAUGACUGGACUACCAACUCAGCUUUACCCCAAAAGUUCUGGGACUUGCAUUAUACCCCCCAAUUCAAACCAUCCGGUCAAAGAAAGCGAGCCCGAAAAGCUGUCUCAUUAGAUUGCGAAAUGGCCACGAAUAGAUUCGACCAUCCCGAGCUAAUCAAGCUAACCCUGAUCGAUUUUUUCACCAAGGAAGUCCUUAUCGACGACAUAGUAAAGCCUCUGGUGAAGAUCAAGAAUAUGAUUACUCAUAUCCACGGAAUCACCUACAAGGAUAUCAUCUCAGCUUCGAACGCUUCAACAGCAAUACUAGGCCGCGAUGCAGCGAGACAAAAGAUUUUUGAGUUUGUAGGACCAGAAACCAUGGUUUUCGUUCAUGGAGGGACGAACGACUUCUUGUGCCUAAGAUGGUUGCACCCAGCUAUCGUAGAUACGCAGGAGAUAGAAAGUCGAGUAAAGAGAAUCGGUGAUGAUGAGCUGGAUGGCUGGCUGGACGAUGAAGGUACAGGCUUAGAAGCUAUGUGCCGACUGAUAACUGGUAUACAGAUUAGAUCUGGGAGGACGAAGUACGGAAACGGGGUCCAUGACAGCUUGGAGGACGCGAUGGCCUGUCGAGAGCUGGGGAUUUGGUACGCGGGUAACUUGAAGGGGGAAGUUGGUGUGGAGGAUGCGAAAGGAGAGGUAAACGUACAGCAAGCUCCGACAGCGAUUCCAGCAGAAUCCAUGCCGAACCGUCUAGAGACCGACCCGCCAGAGACCGACCCGCCAGAACCAAUCACCAGCCUAUCACCACUUGUCAAAGAGGGCCUGCAGUUCUGGGACUGCAAAGUUUGCAAUCUAAAGGUGCCAAAGGUUGCCGAACAAGUCCAUAGAACGGAGCCAUCCCACCUUGCGACACUGCUUAUGCUCGUGCAGCAGAAGGGAGGAUAA